This is a messenger RNA of Vidua chalybeata, 2077 nucleotides long. RefSeq names its product RNA binding motif protein 11 (gene RBM11). Bases 121 to 579 code for a protein of 152 amino acids. Gene Ontology annotation, cellular component: nucleus. The transcript is spliced from 5 exons. Gene Ontology annotation, biological process: regulation of alternative mRNA splicing, via spliceosome. The record is from RefSeq and is a predicted model, not a curated record. Gene Ontology annotation, molecular function: single-stranded RNA binding. Lineage: Eukaryota; Metazoa; Chordata; Aves; Passeriformes; Viduidae.
UCCAGUGUUGCCAGGAGCCGGCCCCGGCCCCUCACAGCGAGUCCUGGACCGCAGCUUCCCUGCAGCUGGGACGCGCUUCUUGCGCUCCCGCAGGGUUCCCGCAGCGCUCCCGCAGGCUCCAUGUCGUCGCUGGGGGGGUCCGAGGCGGCGGAGCAAACUCUGCUCGUGGGGAACUUGGAGAGCCGGGUCAGGGAGGAGAUCCUCUACGAGCUCUUCCUGCAGGCUGGACCAUUAACCAAAGUGAUGAUUUGUGAGGACAAAGAAGGAAAACCUACAUCUUUUGGAUAUGUCUGCUUUAAACACAAAGUAUCAGUGCCUUAUGCAAAAGCUCUGCUGGAUGGAAUCCAUUUGUAUGGAAGACCAAUUACUGUGCAGUAUUGGAGAGGGAGUUCUCACUCACCAGAACUAGACAGUUGUACAAAUGGUUUUGAACACCAUAUUGACUUAGAGUCUCCUGCAGACAGACAUCAAGAGCUUUCUGAAAAUUCUCUAUUUCCUGUUACUCCUUUGCCAGUGAACAACAGUUUACUUCAUGAUCACCCUGACUUUAAAGAGGUGGAAUAUCUUAAAGGUAUAUAGCUUAAGAAAGCUAAAAACAGUGAAGUCUACGAAGCUCUCUCCUGCACUGUGUUCCAAGUGGUGGGACAAGUUGACCUCAUUGGACUACAACCAUACAAGCAACAGCUCCUUCACAUACAGCUAAUGGGGAAACCUCCUAGUUCUUCUUCUCAAUUCAGCAGAAGUUUAAAAUGGGCUAAAACCUAAUCUAAAACUCAGUCAACCACCAGUGCCCAAGUUCAGGAAACAACAGUUUGAGGGUUUCUGACCUAAACCUUCACAUGCCUGUUUAGGUCUCUCCUUCAAGAUUUACUUUCACAGCAGUAGAUGACAAGAACCCACAUUUCACUUCCCCUCUACAAGACUCUGGUGCAUCGGACCAAUAUCACCCUAAUCUCUUCUGUCCGAGAUAUUCCACAAAGCAAGGAAACUGGUCUCUUCAGGUGAAAAUCUGUUCAUCAGACCUACUCCCCAAACACAUAAUGAAGCUUCUGAAUCUGAGGAGUCUGUAGGACUGAAGAAACCCAGCCUUUAAUGUGAGGUACCAACUGUGGACAGUCCUGCUCACUGAGUCUGACUGGGGACUGGCCAGCCCUUGGAACUACAGAAGGGGGACAGUCUGGAUCAGUUACCCUUGCUGGCUGCAAUCUGAGCAGGAAAAUGGAGAUCAUCUGUUCCCCAUCUAUGGGGUGGGGGCCUGCCUCCCAUCUUCCCAGGCUGUGCCCUGAGAAGAGCUGGUACUUGUAUGAACUUUCCAUCUCCUAUGCUCCUUUUUGAAGGCUCAGGUGCACCAUCUGCCCUCUGUGCUUGCUGAUGAACCUACUCCUCAGUAACAAGGCAGUACACACACAACCAACUUCAUCCCAUUUUCUGCUUGCCAGAGAGGAUGGUAUUGCAGUGUGUCACACAUGAUAGUUUGCUAAAGCUUCAGCAGAAAGUGAUCUCAUCACUCGUAUGCCUUAACAAAUGGUUGCCAGGCAGGUUGCUCACUUGGGAAUCUUUCAAUAUCCUUGUUGGAAUGCUUUGUUCCACAAAUUCAUCAAAUUUUGUUCCAAAAUUCAUCAAACCAGGUUUGAAGAACUUGCAGAUGUGCAUGCCUUUACAGUACCAACAGGCACUGCAGUUACAAAUAUUUAUCAAAUAGAGAUGAAGAAAUGAAAGGAAUACUAUGUUUGUUUACCUUAUGUGAGGACUAGCUACCAAUUUAGCCUUAAAUCAGGUUGUCUCUGUUCUAACUUUGCCAUGAAAGAUUUGUCUACUUUUCUGAACUAUACUAGUUGUUGUCAUAAAAUGGCUUUAUUCUCAUUCUGUGUUAUUUUAUAGUUUGUUGGUUUUUUAAUUGUAUAAUUCACAAUGCAUGCAAAAUGAAGUUCUUUAAAAUUUCCUCUUCACAAUGUAAACAACUCAAGUUUCUAUUUCUCUAAAUGUACUAUGUUCUGGCAUAGCAGUAUACAGUACAGAGUCCAAUGGGUUAACAAUUUCUUUAUUAGCAGUACCUUCAGACUUAUCCUUUUCUCCC